GCGCAUUUAGCAAUUGGCUCAUGAGUUUUUUCGACACAAUUUUUUGCUGCCGGAUGAUAUUAUAAUUUUGUAGAAUUCUAAAUCUUAUGUUGAUUCUGUUUUUCUUGAAACAAUUUUCAAAUAAUGAAUCAAAAACCACAUUCAUCAUUUCGAUCUAAAUCACGAUUAAGUGACAAAAUGAAUCGCUGUGAUCCAUUGGAGAAAAGACUUAUUGUAUUUUUGGAUCGAAAUCGAGAGCAAAAAUCAUUACCAUGGAUUAGUAAAGAAUUCAAUAUUCGUAUAAAUUUUUCAUUAUAUUAUGAGCCAUCAUCAGAUGAAAUGAACAAUUUCAACUCAAUGAUUAGCUCAAAAUGGAUUCACGAUUGUAAAAUGUUUGAAUCAUCUCUUAAUUCGAUCGUUCAUUUGCCUUAUUUUCGUUUUUGGUCCGUUAUUGUUUACAAUCCAGAUGUUCAUACAGCAUUGGAAUCAUAUUUAAAUUAUGCUACACGUCCUUAUCGUAUACAUCCGAUAAUUAAGCACGAAACUAUUGGACCAUUAUCAAGUAAUAUUCAUUCGCUUGUUUUUCGUAUCUAUGUACGAAUUCUAUUACACAAAGAAUCUGAGGAAAAUUAUAUUAGCGAAGAUUAUCAUUCGGAACUAUUGAUUAAAAACAAUAUUUUAGACAUGUCAAAAAUAUUGGAUCUAAUACAGCUUUAUGGUUAUGGACCAAAUUCGGAAAUGUUGAAAUUUCUUCUAAAAUCUUUUUUUCAACGAAACUAUACUAGAAUGAAAAAUGAUAUUGUAUUCAUUUUAAAAGAAAUAUUGGAAUUUUUUGCUCAUUAUGAAAACUAUAAUUUUUAUGAUUUAAAUAAUGAAAUGUUUUGUGUGAUAGCAAAUAUUACUGAUGUAUUAUUCUCAUUGAACAAAUUGAUUUAUUAUGAACCACGAAUUGCUUUUUUGUAUGAGGAUGGCCAACUUUUAAAUCGAUUGGUCAAAUUUUAUUCACUUUAUUUUCCCUACAUCGAAAAUGAAACUCUAUCCUUAUUUCGUUCGAAUGCAAUUGUCGAAAAUUUCUACAAUUAUUUUAAAAGCCAAAUUUGUUUGUCUAAAGCUUGCGCUUUAUUAUUGUUUCAUAAAAUUAUUCAUAUUGUCUAUAUUGAACCAUUGGUCAACUUGCAAGAUGACCUUUACAAAUCAUUUGAUAAUUUUAUGAAAUUGCUUGAUUUCCUAGCCAGCGAAGAAAAAUUCUGUGUUGAUUAUUUUGGAAGAUUUUCAUUUGAAAAAGAAUUCGAAUUACUUCUUAAGAAUCCUUCGUUAGAUAAAGAAUUAAGCAUCAAUGAUGUUUUGGAAUACUACAAAAUGAAUUUUAAUACGAUGGUAGAAAAACAUCAUUUUGGAAAAUCUGAAAAAGUUGAAAAACCUCAAUUAUCGAAUGCAGAACAAAAAUUACCGAAAGCUAAAUAUGAUUUUCGUUUAGAUUCACAAACCAUUGCCAAAGAACAGCUCAUUGCUGAAAUGUUCCCAGAACUUGGUGAUGGCUUCAUUUACAAAUGUCUCGAACAUUUUGAUUUCAAUAAUGAACGAGUUGUCGAUGCUAUUCUCGAAUCUAAUCUUCCAACAGAAUUGAAUUCAUUGGAUCGCAAAUUAACUAAAUUCGAUUUAGAUAAAGUUGCAUCAAUGUUAAGUAAUAAAAAAUUGGAUGAUCAAGUUGAUGACCAAAUUUUGGCUGAUUCACAAAAAUAUGAUCCAGUCAACAAAACGAAUUAUCAAUUGGCCGAUAUUUAUGUCGGUAAGAAAGAUAAAUUGAGCGAAAUGAAAGCCAAUAAAGAAAAGACAAAAGAUUUAACGAUAAAAUUGGCUGAUAAAAUAGAACAAGAAGAAGAAGAGCUUAAAGAACAGAUUAAAAUGAUGAUCGAACGUGGAAAAUUACAACGUGAAGAUUUAAAAACUAAUGAAGAAUAUAUGGGAAUGAAUAUCUAUGAUGAUGAAUUUGAUGAUACCUAUGAAAAUGAAGAUGAAAAUUUCGACAUAGAACCGGUGAUAGAAGAGAAUGUUGUUAACGAUGAUGAUGAUAAUGAUGAUGCUAUUGUUAGUGAAGAUUUAGACAAAACAAACAAUACAAAAAUGCAUACUAACAAUCAAUCCAAUGUUCCUAAAUAUAGAAUGACCAAUGAAAAGUAUGAGAAUUGUACAAAAUAUUUACGCAAACAACUUUAUAAUAACAAAUAUCAACAACGUAACAAUCAAGGAAAAGGGCAACAAUCUUUCAAUAGCAGUUAUGGUUCGAAUGAAGCUCAACAAUCUCAUCAACGGCAAAGACAAUCAACGAAAAAUCAACAACAUACAAAAAAUGUCAAUCAAGAUCAUAAUCGCCAUACAUUCAAAAUGAAUGAUGAUCGAAGAAACGAUGGCAAUAACAGUAGCAAUAACAACAAUCGAAAUUACAAUUCAAAUAGACAAACAAACUAUUCAAAUAACAAAACAACCAAUCAAAAUCGGAAAAAAUGAUUUAUUUAAAAAAAU
Molecule: messenger RNA, 2502 nt
Organism: Dermatophagoides pteronyssinus (European house dust mite)
Lineage: Eukaryota; Metazoa; Arthropoda; Arachnida; Sarcoptiformes; Pyroglyphidae
Product: activating signal cointegrator 1 complex subunit 2
Biological process (GO): regulation of DNA-templated transcription
Molecular function (GO): ubiquitin binding
Source: RefSeq, a predicted model, not a curated record